UCGCCGCUGUACCUGGAUUCGCACUGCACACGUACAAGUUGAAACGCUGGAUAUUGCGCUGCAUCCGCCAAUGUGUUUUUCUAGAAGAUCGUCGCCGUCUAUCCACUGAUCAAGUGCCGCAUCAAGUUGCCUUUCAUAUGAGAGCAGGAUGAAAACUUGUCAAAAUCGUUUAAGUUGCUCGUCUUUCCGCGUAUCCGUUCACGCAACAUAGUUCCCUCUCUUUCAUUUCUGACGUUGUUCACUUGUGAAAAGCUCCCGAAACGGCAUCCGACACUUCAUUCCCCCCUUUUUCCAGCUCUCGCAACGCAAUGUACGCCGUGCACGUGACACUCGUCAAGGCUGUGGACCUUCCUUCCGCCGACUUCAAUGGCAAGAGCGACCCGUACGUUGUUUUCCAGCUGGCCAACACGACGCACAAGAGCUCCAUGAUCCCUGCCAACCUCAAUCCGGAAUGGGACCCGGAAGAGACGUUCGCCUUCAUCGCCGACGACCCCACCACCGCUGUACUAGAAGUGAACGUGUUCGACCACGACCGUAUCUCCAAGGACGAUAAGAUCGGCUUCUGCCACGUGCCGCUCGCCUCUAUCCUGGACAAACCCGAGUCUGAAGUGCUCAUGUACGAACUCGAAGUGCCUGCUGGUUUUGCCAAGCAAAAGCGAAAGAGCGCCAUUAUGCUCGAGAUCAAGCUCGAGAAGGAGGACUAGAAACCGACCAACAACAAAACAAGUUUUUUUUUACUGUU
Molecule: messenger RNA, 742 nt
Organism: Phytophthora infestans T30-4
Lineage: Eukaryota; Oomycota; Peronosporomycetes; Peronosporales; Peronosporaceae
Product: C2 domain-containing protein, putative
Exons: 1
Coding region: 309-704 (131 amino acids)
Source: RefSeq, a predicted model, not a curated record